AAUGCACGGUCUAGAUAGAGUGUAAUCGCACGGCGCAAUACCACCGGAUCUCGGUCCUGUUGUCGGAGACCGAAGUGUUUCUUUCAGAACACGUUACACCGACACAGGGAAACUCUCUCUUUCUUUCUUUAAUUUAUUUACUUAUUUGCUUGUUAGUUAAGAAAAAGAGAAAAAAACAGGAAGAAGAAGAAGAAGAAGAAGAAAGGAGAAAAGCUAAGCACAGAAGUUGGGCUUUAAUUUUGCAUUGCUGAAAUCCCAAGAUAAUACAGUAAACAUACUGAUGACAUCCAGUACUCUGAGAAGAAGGCUCCAUCAUGGCGAUGUUGAUGGAAAGAGGCAUGAGCAUUUGGAGACAUCAGAGUUGGAUGGUCUGAAUGAGCCCCUACUUGGAAAUUAUGAGUAUGAUGAUAGGCAUUCGGAGGGAUCCAAACUAGAAGAUCAUUGCGAUGAUGAGCAGAGGAAGGAACGCCUCCAUUGGACACUUAUAUUUUCACAAUUGAUUGCGCAAUGGGCACAAUGGUUAGCAAAUAUUGUUCUUGGACCUGGAUCGCUUAUUGGACGCCUUUUAACUUUUCCAUCCAACAUCCAAAGAGGACAAAGCAAUAAGCUGCUUACACCUACACUUAGCCCUUUGCAGGAAGAAAGACUCAAAAAUCUACGACAAAGACUUGAAGUUCCCUUUGAUGGUUCUCGUGUGGAGCACCAAGAUGCACUUAAAUUGCUGUGGAGGUUGGCAUAUCCUGAUAGGGAACUCCCAUCUCUUAAAUCGGAUCUUUGGAAGGAAAUGGGCUGGCAAGGCCCAGACCCUUCUACAGAUUUUAGGGGUGGGGGUUUUAUAUCAUUGGAGAAUCUUAUCUUUUUUGCGCAGAAGUAUCCGGAAUCAUUCCAGAGAUUGUUGCACAAACAAGAUGGAACUAGAGCAGAGUGGGAAUAUCCUUUUGCUGUUGCCGGGAUCAAUAUUUCUUUUAUGCUGGCACAAAUGUUGGAUCUUCAAUCAGGAAAGCCAACUUCUUUGGCUGCCAUUCGCUUUUUAGAAUUGCUUAACGAAGAUGAAAUGGCAUUUGAUAACCUCUUUUGUGUAUCCUUUCAAAUGAUGGAUGCUCAAUGGCUUGCAAAGCGUGCUUCAUAUAUGGAAUUCAAUGAUGUUCUCAAGUCUACAAGAACUCAGUUAGAGCGCGAGCUUGCGCUUGAAGAUGUCUCCGGUGUCAGAGAUUUACCAGCAUACAACCUCUUGAAAACAUAGUCUGCUCCUGCUUUACUAAUAUAUAACUUCUUUCACUCACUUUUUUCUUUAAAUUUAGCUACAUAAAAGCCUGUCCAUAUCUCAGAAACCACACCCAACAUAUUCUUUUCUUUGACACGCCAAGGCAUAUAUUAAUUUUUUUCAUCUCUUGUUGUAAUGUUAAAAUACAGCUUUGUAAAUGCCCUAGAUUCAUGUGGGGCUGCAUUUCUAUAUUCAGACGAUGCCACCCAAGGCAUUCAUAACUAAGGCCGAUCGACAAAAGUUAACUUUUCAAAAGCAUUGUCAAAGGAGGCCCAAUAACCUCACUUUAGAGAGGCUUUUCAUUAUAAUAGAAAUAGAAACAAACCACAAUUUUCUUUGGCA
This is a messenger RNA of Corylus avellana, 1606 nucleotides long. RefSeq names its product ELMO/CED-12 family protein. NCBI's taxonomy places the organism in Eukaryota, Viridiplantae, Streptophyta, Magnoliopsida, Fagales, Betulaceae. The record is from RefSeq and is a predicted model, not a curated record.